AUGGCCACUUUAGAACUCCCAUUACUUGCCAAGUUGUGGUUUCUCCUCACUGCACCUGUAGUUUUAAUUGAUGGCGUAUUUGUUCUUACCCGAUCCUCCUCGCCAAGUGUGCCGCACCCUUUAGCAGACACACCACCGUUCAACUGGUGGGUGCUGUACGCCACCUACGAUCGUCGCUACGCGCCAAACGACGAUGCGUUUGUGGUGGUGCAGAGCUGGAUGAAUAUGUUGGAGGUCGCCCUUGGCAUCCUUGCGUUGGUGCUGUCCCAUAGGGGAAGCGUCGUCGAAGGCCUUCAGUUGGCUCUUGUCGUAAGUGUAAUGACUCUGUACAAGACGGUGCUCUAUCUGGCGAUGGAGGUCGUCGAGGGAGGGAAGUACACAAAACACAACUCCACAUUUGACACGCUAAUGAUGACCGUCCUGCCCAGUUCAUUUUGGAUCAUCGUGCCAGCAAUGCUCAUCGUGCAGUGUGGCCGGCGUCUUUCCGGCGCUGUUCCAGGAAGCAAGGCGGCUCCGCAAAAAAGGAAGAAAAUUGGGUAG
Molecule: messenger RNA, 540 nt
Organism: Trypanosoma conorhini
Lineage: Eukaryota; Euglenozoa; Kinetoplastea; Trypanosomatida; Trypanosomatidae
Product: cholestenol Delta-isomerase
Exons: 1
Coding region: 1-540 (179 amino acids)
Source: RefSeq, a predicted model, not a curated record